Perkinsus marinus ATCC 50983 is the source of this 939-nucleotide messenger RNA. RefSeq lists its product as hypothetical. The transcript has 5 exons. Bases 1 to 939 code for a protein of 312 amino acids. The record is from RefSeq and is a predicted model, not a curated record. Lineage: Eukaryota; Perkinsozoa; Perkinsida; Perkinsidae.
AUGACAGGUAAAUUCUCUAUAAACGAUGACACCACGUCUUCGAGUGAGACACCCGGCUGGCAAGCAGAUGUUUCGAAAAUAUCUGAUCGUCUCUUGGUCGGCUGCAACACUCCGCCGUGUGACGAUGGUCCCGGAGUGGAUGCUCUUGAUUUCUGCAAUGCAAGGCUCUUGCCGGGGUUCUGGCGCGCAUUUGAAUUACCACCGUCCGGCCAUGCACUCCUGUCUCUCAUGGAAAUUGUUACUAUUGCGAAGGAUGCCACGAAGUUCAUGUUAGCAGUUCCUGUGAAUAUCGCGGUGAUACUGGGAUCCAGUUCAGACUCGUCAGAGGGUCUCGCAUUGGUGUGCUGCUGCGUACUGGUUUUGCGGGCGUUGGCUAGAGAUGGCCAGGAGGCGUUCUCUAUAUACGCCUCUCAACGGUAUGUAGAACCGGCGAUCCGCCCCGAGGACGUCCUGCACGCGUCAUCAUUACGGCAGCUCGAGUUGCUGUCCCCGAAGUCUCACUUCCUCAACGAAGAGGAGACAAAACCUCCCCGAGAGUGGGCAGUUGCUUCUAUUUCUGUCGUCAAUGAACCGGACUGGGUGGAGAACGUUAACGUCAGCAUAGUCAACUUGUAUGGUGAGAAGAGUUUAGUACUAGAGCGACAAAACUUACUGAGGAAUCAACGGAAUAUGGGAGCAAGUGUAUCCUGGAAAGAGGAUGAGGCGCCGAAAGUGAAGGGAGAGGUCUACAUUGUCAUUGAGAAGUGUAUCACCAAUCCAGGGGAAGUGCAGGAGCCACGCCUCUUCGGAGCAUAUGGCUGUUUGUUGCCAGAAUCACCCCAUUUGCAGAAGAUGCUCGCGUCGAGCUCUGAUGCGCACUACUUGAAUUUGUCGAUCGAUCAGUGUGAUGUGUUCGACUCCCGGUUGGCUAACACAGGUAGUUAUGAGUUGUCCACUUGA